Molecule: messenger RNA, 1404 nt
Organism: Stylonychia lemnae
Lineage: Eukaryota; Ciliophora; Spirotrichea; Sporadotrichida; Oxytrichidae
Source: the annotation of a GenBank genome assembly
AUGGGUAAAAGAGACGAAAAAAGAAGCAGAUCAAGAAGUUAAUCAGAUUCUUAGUCUGAAGCAUCAUCUCCAGAUAGGAGAAAAGAUAAGAAAAAGAGAUCUCACAAAAGAAAAAGUUCAAAAAGAAGAGAAAAGAGAUCUAGAAGCAGAGACAGAAGAGAUAGGGAAAGACAGAGAUCAAAUAAUAGAGACAGAGGCGGUGGAAACAGAGGAGGAAAAAGAAGGGAUGAUGGUCACUUCAGAUUUGACUCUCCCCCUAAGGAUCAUGAACUUACCAAAGGUAUAAUGGCAGCAGCAGCUAGUAUCGGAGGAGGUACUAUAGCUAAUGCAUAGAGUAUACUCUAAAGUAUUCACUCUAUGUCGAUGGCAUAAACUGCUAAAAUUGAUAGAAAACUUUAUGUCGGAAAUCUACCUCCAGGAAUUACUUAGAGAAUGUUAAUUGAUGUUGUUAAUGAAGCCAUGCUAAGUUUAGGAAUUAUUGAGGAACCUGGGAAUCCAGUAGUUAGUGCUUGGAUUUCAUCUGAUGGUCACUAUGCCUUCGUUGAGUUUAGAACUGCCGAGGAAGCCAAUCAUGGCUUUUAGCUGUAAGGAAUGAACAUUCAAAAUUCAGAGAUUAAAAUUGGAAGACCAAAAGCUUAUAAUGGAACUAUGAAUGCUAUUGGACUUAUGACUGGUGGAGUAGGAGGUGGACCUUUAGCUAAUGCUGCAUUACUAGGAAUGAAAGGGGGAGUUUAUCAUGCCCUCGAUGAUAAUACAACAUCUGGUAUUUAAAAUCCAUUGAUGGGUGGGAAAAUGGCAGAUGAAAUAGUAAAUAUUUAACUUCCAAGUAGAGUGCUAGUUUUAAGGAAUAUUGCAACUCUCUAUGAUAUAAGAGAUGAUAACCUUUUCUGUGAUUUCUAAUCAGAUUUAAUGGAUAAGUGUUCUCAAUAUGGAAAAGUUCUAGAGUUGAAAAUACCUAGGCCUAUUUGGCAUGACAGAACAGAGUAGAAUAUAUUAGAGGAUGAAGCAAAGGAGAAAGCUUAGAAAGAAUAGCUAGAUAAGGAGAAAGAAGAACUCGAUGCAGAUCUACUUACAUCAAAGAGAAAAGCUGCAGAACAAAAGAAAAGAGCAUUAGAACCACUUCAAGAUCCUAGAAAUUAUGAUUAUCCUAUUGGAUUUGGAAGUGCUUUUGUCGAGUUUACAUCAGUUAAUGAAGCAAAAAGGGCAAGAAAGAACAUACAUUUAUUAAAGUAUGGAGGAAGAUUAAUAGAGUGUGAAUAUCAAGAUGAAGUAAAGUUUUUAAUGGGAGAUUUUUCUAAACCUGCACCAGUUAAGAUGGAGACCAGAGAUUAGGAAUUUGAGGGUCUUGAAAACUGUGCAAUUGAAUUUACUGAGCCAAGGUAGAGCUAGCCAAUGAAAUUAUGA